GUUGUAUAGAUCUGAGCACACCCAGGCAGCGCACAUACAGUAGAGUGACGCGACAGAGCUGCCCUCAGCGCUGUUGUGUUGCACUGAUCUGAAUGACAGCUCUAUCAUAGGAGCAACAGCUCACAAUAAUGACACCUGAAGGACUUACCUUAUUUUGGGGAUUGUUCACUCUCCUCAUGGUGCUCAUGCCUGAAGGAAGAUCUGGGGAAUGUGGGUGUCCAGCAGCCACCAUUUUGACUCAAUUUCCAUCAGAUAUACCUAAGGACACCUGCUGCUUAAACAACUCAGGAUCCACAUUCAACCAGGUGCCUUGGGUGGCUUUUUCAUUACAGACACACCUGCAAGUUUUGGAUCUGACUAACUGUAAUAUCAGUCACAUUGAUCACAGUGAAGUUGGAGAGACUUCCUUGAGAGAGCUAUAUCUUAGCCAGAACAGACUGUCAUCUCUUCCAGCUGACUUCCUCACCAAAGCCUAUAGUCUGGAAGUGCUGGACCUGGGAAUUAAUUAUCUGACGCAUCUACCCGACCGAUUUCUGCAGAACUCCGACAAUCUGCGGGUGCUGAUCCUUGGACGGAACCAGCUGAGCUCUCUCCCAGGCUCACUCUUUAAGCCUUCUCUACAACAUCUGGAGCUCUUUGAAAAUCCCUGGGCUUGCACAUGCACACUGUGGGAAGGGCUCCAGGGUGGUCGACAUGAAAACUCUAGCAUCUUUCAGGGUCUAGUUGUUAAUCUGACCUGUGCCUCUCCUCAAAAUCUUGCAGGACGGGCGGUAUGGUCUUUGCAGACUAGUGACGUGUGCCACUUGGCCAACCUGACGGCUCUCUUCAUUCUUCUUCCUCUUCUCCUUCUCCUCAGUUUGGUGCUCUGCUGGUGCUGUGGCAGGAAGAAGAAAAGGAAAGAGACCCUGUCAUUCAGUCCAGCUCGCAAAAGGUCUAGCAGCUCACAGUGCAAUAGAUGGUGGCCACAUGCCAAACUGCCCACUGGGGAGUCACCAGCAUCUGUAGACAGUGGAAAGGAGGUCAUACUGAGGAACCAGAUGAUACUUCAGCCCUCGUCCACCCUGCUAGACAGCACUCAGGACAUCUAUGAGGAAGUGGAGAUCAAACUGGGCUCUGUGGACUCGCUGGCCCGUCCACCGUCCACUUGCUCCACUAAAGGGACUGCAGGCAAGCAGGACCUGGAUGCAGUGAGUGUGAGCGAGGUGAUGAAGGACUCAGCUGAUCGGGAGAAAGCGUACCUGACUCAGUCCACUGAAUACUACAGCUUAGUACCAGGGAUUGAAAUUGAGGAUUCAGACCAUGCUGAGUAUGAGAGUGUGGACCUCUCAUGACAUUAAAGGAAUGCCCUCAUUUUAUAUAUGGGAUUAUUAUUAUUAUUAUUAUUUUUUUUUUUUUUGUCUAUGUUGUUCAAUUUUGUUAAACAACAAUGUUGUUAAACUUUUCUUUGGAUGCAAAAAGUACAACAAAUGUUGUAAAGGAAGUGACUGCACCAAUGCAAAACCAUUCCUUUUGCGUACAACAUGAAUUAAUUACUGCACUGAUAAUGUGUCAAAUGGAGCUGUUUGCAGACUCGGUCUGUUGUCAAGGUAAGCUAUCAUAUAGCUGUCACCUGGAUAGUUUCGUUAUAUUGAGAUUUUUAUACUGUAUGUCCUCCUGCAAAAAAUAAGUUUUGCGAACGUUUUAUUAUCAUAAUAUUACUUUGUGUUUCACAUUCAGUUGCAGUGCAUAUGUAUUUGUUGUUGCAUAAAAUAUAAUUGUAAAGGAGAACAAUAAUUUUCUUUAUCAUAUAUUUGCAUUCAUGGAUAAAUUCUAGAGACCUGCAAUUCUCUAUCUAUUACUUGAUGUAACUCUUAAAAUGUAAUAUUAUUUGUAUAACCUAAAUGGUCUGGUUGAUUUAGAUUAAAUAACAUUUGUUACUUACCACAUGAAGCAUAUUUUUUAGGUUACUUGACAAAACGUUUAUUACAGUGUUUGAGAGUUUGGCAUGUUUCUCUUUUUUUUUUUUCUUUUUUUAUGUUUAUGGUCAUUCUAUAAAUGAAAUGGUAGAACAACAAAUCUAGGCCAAUAUCUAAAAAGGACUUCUUUAUCUUUUCUCUUUUUUUAGUAACAAAAGGAUACUUGGAAUUAUGGAUGUGUGGAGUUCCACUGGAAAAUAAUUUCUGUAUGAAUUUAAUUUGAGUAUUAAUAGGUAAUCCUUAAAGUGUGAAAGGCACUACUCUUGGCUUCAAAAAUUUAUUGGACAAACAUUAAUGUUUUAAAGGCUUAUGUUCAUUUCUUUUAGUCUUAAUUGCAAAAUCUACACUCUAAUGCAAAUGCACAACAUUAAAUUUAUAUGCAAUACAAUAAACUCUUUAAUAUAAAAAUUUAAAAUUUGUUAAUUGUUCUUGGACACAUUUGCCCUAAGGGACAAUAUAAUUUGAUUAAAUAUGACAUGAAUAUACCACUUUCAGAGUCUCACACUGGCCUUCACAAGACACAUUUAUCUGCUUCUGGUAUAGUAUAUUUUUAUUAAACAUAGAAAAGAUAUUUGUAUAGAAGUAGCCUGGGCAUUAUGAAAACCAGGAACAUGUACACAAGGCUGUAAGGCCUACGUGACUAUUGCUAUGAAAAACACACGCAUGCUGUCUUAGCUUACCUAAAAAUUACCAAAAAAAAAAGUAGUUUUUAAAAAUGGAUUGGUUGCCAGUAUUCCACCAUUAGAUAGAAGUCAGAAGGUCUGUUAAAUAAUGGUGGCAAAAAGUGGGGAAGCAUGCCCAUUGGCUAAGAUAAAAGAAAUGUACGUUUACUGGCUUAAAGGUGAUAACAGUAAUUUAUAAAAAUGAGAGGUUUGAACAGGAUAGUCAGAUGAACAGCUGGCACCUCAGGUUUUGUUGUUUUGCUCAAUAAAGCCUAACCUUUGACAU
Molecule: messenger RNA, 2903 nt
Organism: Myxocyprinus asiaticus (Chinese sucker)
Lineage: Eukaryota; Metazoa; Chordata; Actinopteri; Cypriniformes; Catostomidae
Product: leucine-rich repeat-containing protein 52-like
Exons: 2
Coding region: 129-1331 (400 amino acids)
Cellular component (GO): plasma membrane
Molecular function (GO): protein binding
Source: RefSeq, a predicted model, not a curated record